AUGGUCAGGCGUAUCAGCGCGUCCCACAUGUCCGAUCUUUCCAAUUUAGACGGGAAAGAUGGCCCAGGCUUUGCAUUGACUCUUCCAGGAUUCGAUCCCGCGUCUUUCGCCUCCUCCCUCCACAAUGCCGUCGAUCAUCAGAAGCAGCGCUUCGAUCGUCCCCCUUUCGCCGCUGUCGCUGCCGACUCGCUAAAAGCACCCGCGUCUGCAGCCCCAGAGAAAAAAGACGGAGGCGCUUCGUCAGCGGAAUCAGCGGCGGGAAAUGCGGUGAAGCCGACGCUCGCGCAGUACCUGCGAAAGCCCAUCGCGCUGUUCAGCUUCAUCCCGAAAGACGCGGCGCUGUUCUUCGCCGGCGCCGUCGCUGGCGGCACGGCCAAGACGGUGACGGCGCCGCUUGACCGUUGGAAGCUCAUGCUGCAGGUGCGCAGCGUGCAGGUGCCUCAAGACGUCGCCGCCAAGCCGGUCGGGCUGCUGGACUCGUUCCUGGCGAUUGGUCGUCAGGAGGGUGUGCUGGGCUACUGGAAGGGCAACUUGCCGCAGGUAGGGCGCCGUCUGGGUGGUCACUGGGGUCGUUUCCCUGUGGACAUGCAGUUGUUGUACGAACUUUUGGUUUCUACUGGAUUUCCCUACCGCACUGCAUUUAUUCAUCCCCCUACUGUCCCGUUUCGUCAGGUCAUCCGCAUCAUUCCCUACAGUGCAGUUCAGCUCUUCGCGUACGAAAUGUACAAGAAGGCAUUCCUGGGCAAGAACGGGGAGCUCUCGGUGCCUGCCAGGCUGGCAGCUGGCGCCUGUGCUGGCAUGACGUCAACACUGAUCACCUACCCCCUGGACGUGCUGCGUCUGCGUCUGGCAGUGGAUCCGGCGUCCAGGGGCAUGCGGUCAGUGGCCAUGGCAAUGAUCCGAGAGGAGGGCGUGCUGUCGUUCUACAAGGGCCUCGCGCCCUCCCUCAUCUCCAUCGCUCCUUACAUCGCUCUGAAUUUCUGCGCAUUUGACCUCAUCAAGCGCUCGAUCCCUGAGAAGUACCGCAAGACACCACAGGCGUCCUUUGUCACGGCUCUCUGCACAACCACGUUUGCAACGGUGAUGUGCUACCUGCUCGACACGGUGCGGUGCGGCUCGAUGGCAUGUCCUUCCUAUCUCAACCCACCCCCCUCCUCCCCCCACCGACACAGGAUCAAGCGCUCUAUCCCCGAAAAGUACCGCAAGACCCCACAAGCCUCGUUUGUCACUGCUCUCUGCGCAACCACCUUUGCAACGGUGAUGUGCUACCCGCUCGACACGGUGCGGCGGCAGAUGCAGAUGAAAGGGUCGCCCUUCACCUCGGUGUUUGAUGCCAUUCCCGGCAUCAUUGCGAGGGAUGGAGUGGUCGGGCUGUACCGGGGCUUCAUUGCCAAUGCCCUCAAGAACCUUCCUAACAGCAGGUGGGUGGGUGGCUGCUUGUGUGCUGCUGUUGACCUGUAA
Messenger RNA from Closterium sp. Yama58-4, 1461 nucleotides. The record is from the annotation of a GenBank genome assembly. Lineage: Eukaryota; Viridiplantae; Streptophyta; Zygnematophyceae; Desmidiales; Closteriaceae.